AUGGUGGUGUUAUGGAUGAUAUUACUUCUUCUUCAUCAUGGAAAUGCUCUGGUUCCAGUGAAAAUGGUUCAACUUGGUGAACCAGCAACCUUAAAAUGUGAUAUACCCAAAGAGAUCAGGAGUAAAGUAUACUGGUACAGGCAGAGUGUUGGGGAUACACUUGAAUUAAUUGUGACACUAUAUCGAGAUACAGAACCUGUGUAUGGUUCUGCGUUUUUGAAAUCAAGAUUUUCUGCACAAAAUGCCAACAAUUUUAGCAAACUGACUAUUCUGGAGACAAUCCAAGAGGAUGAGGGAAUUUAUCAUUGUGGAAUGACAGCAUGGCAUAAUCUUGAAUGGAGUGGGACAUAUUUGUUAGUUAAAGGAAAGACUCAAAGGACAUCAAACUAUAUUGUUGUACAACCGCAGAUAGAAUCAAAUCCAGUGCGUCCAGGAGACACAGUGACUCUUCAGUGUUCAGUUCUCUCUGAUUCUGAGAAUAAGACAUGUCCGGGAGAUCAUAAUGUUUUCUGGUUCAGAGCUGGAUCUAAUACAUCUCAUCCAAACAUCCUCUACACUCAUGAAAAUAGAACUGAUCAAUGUGAGAAAACAUCUGAACAUCAGGAUAGAUGUGUUUAUCGCUUCUCUAAGAAUGUCAGCUCCUCUGAUGCUGGGACUUACUACUGUGCUGUGGCCACAUGUGGGGAGAUAUUAUUGGGAAAUGGAACUACAGUUGAACUUGAGCGAACAACACAACUCACUGAAGCUGAUAUAAACUACGCUGCACUGAAUUUCUCUGAACGAAAAACCAGAGGAAGAAGGAAGAGGGAGUUUACUGAGACUAGUGUCUACUCCUAA
Molecule: messenger RNA, 837 nt
Organism: Pelmatolapia mariae (spotted tilapia)
Lineage: Eukaryota; Metazoa; Chordata; Actinopteri; Cichliformes; Cichlidae
Product: signal-regulatory protein beta-2-like
Exons: 5
Coding region: 1-837 (278 amino acids)
Biological process (GO): response to bacterium
Source: RefSeq, a predicted model, not a curated record